AUCUUUACACGAAAUUUAAGCUCAAAAAAUAUUUUGUCAGAUUACACUAAGGUAAUUUACUUGUGCAAGUGUGCGCGACGUUGGAUGAAAGAUACGUAUAGGAGUAGGAAUACAUAUUCUUAAAUUACACCAAGAUAGAUAUAUCUCAGCUGUCAGAUGAUGAAUUAACGAUCAAUAGUUUUCAUGUGUAUAUAUUAGCAAUAUUUACUUAAUUAAAUAAUUUUUAAUUUUUUCAAGAACAGCAUUAGUGAGUUAUUUAUUUCAAAGUACGUAAUUUGAUUGAAGAACAACUAUAUAUGACCUAAAGACAACAGUGUGGUUUUCCUCUUGAUGUUGUCACUUAGCAGACGAAAGAUCAAAUUUAAGAGAAGUGUUUUACUAAAAUGAUCUCUUUAUUUAUCUCUCUUGUUCUUGAUGACUCAUAAAACCAGCUCUUAAAACAAUAGUUUUCAGUGAAAUUUCAUUUUUAUUCCUAAAAUAAGUAGUAGUGAAUAAAAAGUGGCCAAGAUGUUGGAGGCUUACGGAGCUACUCUGAUGCUCAAGCUUGGAGUGCAAAUUGAGUCCAUGACAGCUUACGAUGAUUAUUUGUUGAUUGGCACUAGAGAAGGCCACUUGUUGAUGUACAACGUAGCUGAUGCAAAAGAUGGUGAAAACAAAAGUCCAUCGCUUUACAGAUACAGCAAAAACUUUAGCAAAAAGCGUAUCGUACAAAUUGCAGUAGUUCCCGAGUACAACUUGUUGCUGCUUUUGACAGAUAACAUAGUGUGUAUUCACGAUUUGAAUUCAACAAAUCUUAAUCAAAUCGGUCAGUUGCAAAAAACGAAGGGAGCUACGUUGUUUGCAUUGGAUAUUCAGAGACACGAAACCAUGACUGGAGAAAAGAAAGCUGUUGUUAGAUUGUGCGUUGCAGUAAAGAGAAAACUGCAGCUGUAUUAUUGGAAAAGCAAGACUAAGUCUUUUGAGGAGUUUUUCAGUCCAAAAGUAGCUGGUUCAGAAGAGUUUUUCAGUAAAGAUGAGCUACUCCAACCAUCUGGUUCGGACAUGCCUAGAGAAUUGUCAGUUCCUGAUGUUCCCAGAGAGUUGGCUUGGUGCGGAGAAACGUUGGUUCUGGGCUUCCGAGGUUUUUCUUACACUCUGAUGGACUUUCUUGGUAAAUCCAAAGAACUCUUUCCAACUGGAAAAUCUCCAGAACCUAGUAUUUCUAAAAUAUCCGAUAGUUCAUUUGUUCUGGGAAAAGAUUCCCAAUCUGUUAUUAUGGAUACCAAAGGCGAAUUGAUACAGCACAAUCCCAUCAAGUGGUCCGACUUACCAACAGCCCUAGUGUGGGACGAUCCUUACUUGUUGGGCAUAGUCCACAAUUCAUUGGAAAUUUAUACUUUGGACAAUUGUAUGCAUAUUCAAACAAUUCCUGAUCUCAACAAUGCACGGUUGAUUUGUAGAUGCAAGCAGGGAAAAGUUUACGUAGCGUCGAUAAGCCAAGUGUGGUGUAUUAGUGGUACUGACUUUACGCAGCAAAUUCGAAUAUUAUUGGAACAAAGUCAGUUCCAACUAGCUCUCAAACUUACUAACUUGUCAGAUUUGUCAGAGGAAGAAAAAGCAAAGAAAACAUACAAAAUACAAACACAUUACGCUCAUCAUCUGUUUCGGAACAAGAAAUUCCGCGAAGCAAUGGAGCAAUUUUUAAAGCUGGGCACCAACCCGUACGACGUGAUCCGUCUGUUUCCCGAUCUUGUGUCGCAAGAACCGAACGUGAAUGAACAAAGUGAUCUUGAACCGCAGUUGCCGAAACUUCAAGACCGCGAUUUAGAGAGCGGUUUGCUGGCUCUCAUAGAUUUUUUGACGGAAGUCAGAUACAAAUUGAUCAAUGAUAGUCAAGCUAAAGCUAACGAAAAGUCGAAAGGAAAAUCCAUUCCAACUGAAAAAUCGAAAAACACAGCUACUGAUAAAUUGUUGAAAAUCAUAGACACAACUUUGCUUAAGUGUUAUUUGCAGACAAAUGAUGCUUUAGUUGCGCCUCUGUUGAGACUGAAUCAUUGCCAUCUGGCAGAAGCCGAAAAGACUUUACUUCAGCACCAAAAAUAUCCAGAACUAAUUAUUUUGUACCAAACCAAAGGCCAGCAUAAAAAAGCACUGGAACUACUUGAAGAGCAGGCAAAAGAAAAUGAUUCAAGUCUCAAGGGGACCGAAAGAACGAUUCAAUAUCUCCAGCAUCUUGGUAAAGACCACAUGGACUUGAUUUUAAAGUUUGCUGGCUGGGUACUGGAACAAGAACCUGGAGAAGGUCUACGAAUCUUUAUGGAAGAUGUGCAGGAAGUAGAACAAUUGCCGAGACCUAAAGUACUUGACUAUCUUCUCCGCUGUCACAAGGAUUUGGCAGUCCAAUACUUGGAGCACGUGGUACAUGUCUGGGAAGACGAUAAUCCCCUGUUCCACAACGUGUUGGUGCAUCAAUACAAGGACAGGUGUCUAGCUGCGACGUCACCAACAGCAACUCCGGCAGAAAAGCAAAAUAUCCAGCAUGUCCGCCAAAAGCUGCAACAGUUUCUUGAAAAGUCGCAACACUACACGCCGGAAACUGUACUCAGGGAUUUCCCGUUUAAUUGUCUGUACGAGGAGCGCGCUAUUAUUCUAGGUAGACUAGGUCGACAUAAGCAAGCUGUGUCGAUAUACAUCAACUUGUUGAACGACGUGCCGAAAGCCAUACAGUACUGCAACAAUGUUUACGCUAGAUAUCAAAGUCAGAGUCAGACUGAGAAAAGUAAGCCGGCAAACAGCAGUGCAGCUGAAGUGUACAUAACGUUGAUUCGACAGCUCCUGAAUCCUAACGAAAGCGACACCGAGUUGCCGUCACUCGUUGAAUCCCAGCAAGCUCGCACAGCUCUACCGGACCUCGAAACUGCCCUGGAACUACUCGAAGAGCACGCCUCGAAGAUCGAACCGAUAAAAGCCAUCGAAGCCCUUCCCGAUUCGGUGCCAGUCGGACGUAUACGUCAUUUUCUCGAGGCAAGCAUGCAGAACAACAUCAACGAGAAGCGAAAGAUGCAGGUGCUGAAGGGAUUGUUGUACGCGGAGCAUCUCCAGGUGCAAGAGCAGCGCAUGCAUUACGAGUCACAAAGUGUCCUCAUGACCGAGUUCAACAUAUGUCCUGUCUGCAAGAAGAGGUUUGGCAAGCAAAGUGCCUUCGCGAGGUAUCCCAAUGGUGAAAUUGUCCACUAUUCCUGUCAGCGCAAAGUGUAAGACUCGAAAUGAUGAUUUAAAUGCCAACUCCAACUUCAUCUUGCAUAUAAUGUAAGCUUUUCAAGUAGGAAGAAAACCAACUGAUCAUGAUUUUUCAACAAAAAUCCGGUUGGUGGAACCAAGACAGUAAAAAAACCCGAAUGUGCUUUUGUUACAGUAAAUUACAAAUCAUCGCUGAACCGCUAGAUUUCAGAACCUCGACGCACUUUCAUUGGUGUCCACAUGGUUUUAUUAUUAUAACAUUACUGUGAAAAUAAUAAUUUCAAAGUUAUCAUUUUCUCUAUAAUGAUUAUAUUAUAAG
Copidosoma floridanum is the source of this 3538-nucleotide messenger RNA. RefSeq names its product vacuolar protein sorting 39 (gene Vps39). Gene Ontology annotation, molecular function: protein binding. Gene Ontology annotation, cellular component: cytoplasm; membrane. Gene Ontology annotation, biological process: autophagy; vesicle-mediated transport; intracellular protein transport. Lineage: Eukaryota; Metazoa; Arthropoda; Insecta; Hymenoptera; Encyrtidae. The record is from RefSeq and is a predicted model, not a curated record.